Drosophila kikkawai is the source of this 2290-nucleotide messenger RNA. RefSeq names its product monkey king protein (gene mkg-p). Lineage: Eukaryota; Metazoa; Arthropoda; Insecta; Diptera; Drosophilidae. The record is from RefSeq and is a predicted model, not a curated record. Gene Ontology annotation, molecular function: poly(A) RNA polymerase activity.
UACUACAGUCACACUUGAGUUCCAAUGUUAUAAAUUUGCAAAACAAUAUCUUAAAUUUCGCGUAAAAACAAUGCCGGCCCCCGCCUCGGAACAGUGGGAUAGCGGCGACGUCGUGGUGCAGGUGUGCAUGGUGUGCGCCGCCCCGUUCCAGAGCGUACAGGACUGCUUGGCCCACGAGCUGCUGAAGCAUUCCAGCAAGCCGCAGAAGCAGCUGCGUCAGCGUCUCAAUGCCAUCACCAAGCUAUUUACAAGCAAGCAAACCCAGUCGGAGCGUAGCGAGCUCCAGGCUGUGCUCGUUCAGUCGCCGCCCGGCGGUCACCUCCGCGCAGUGCUGGACUUCUAUGCCAGCGAUCUCAGGGAGUUGGAGGACUACUACGACCAAGUACGCAACUGCAUCGAAAAGGAGCUGAAGGGCAAGGUUAAGGUGUAUCCCUUUGGUUCGCUGGUCACGGGCUUGGCCCUGAAGGAGAGCGACAUCGAUUUGUAUCUGCAGCCAUGCGAUGACCCGCCGCCCAUGGUCCACAAGCAGCUGUACAACAAGGUCUCGAAUUUCCUGCGACGCUCCAAGUGCUUCGCAGACGUCUUCGCCAUUCGCCACGCCCGUGUGCCCAUCAUCCGGUGCAAGCACCUGCUGACCGGACUCAGCAUCGACAUCAAUAUGUCCAAUCCGAAUAGUACGUACAACUCCAAGUUCGUGGGCGAGCUGAUGCGGCGCGACGAGCGACUGCGUCAACUGGGCCUCUUCCUGAAGAUCUGGGCCAAGAAGCUGAAGCUGAUUGGGCACGGCAGCAUGACCAGCUAUUGUCUCGUCAGCAUGAUAAUUGUCAGUCUCCAGGUGCAGAACCUGCUGCCAUCCGUCAAGGAGCUGCAGUCAUUUUGCCCCCCAGAGAACUUGUGCGGCGUAAACUACGCCUACACCUUGCACUUGAUGCCACCGAUACCGAACCGGAUGAGCACCCAGGAGCUAAUCAGGAACUUCUUUGUCUACUACAGCACCGUCGACUUUCAGAAGAGCGUGGUGAGUCCCUUCCUGGGCUGCGUUUUGGACAGGGAGACCACCUUUGGGACGCCGGGCGGCGGAUUUCCCGAGUACGAGGCUCAGCUUCAGGCCAUGGAGGAGGCGGUAGGAGAGCGCCCGGAGGCCUUCCAGCUGGACCGCAGCAUGUGCGUGCAGGACCCCUUCGAGCUGCAGCACAACGUGGCCAAGUCCGUCUCCCAAUCGAGUUUAUGUUACCUCAGACAAUGCCUAAUCCUGGCAGCUCAGGCCAGUAGCGAUCCGGAGCUGCAGGCGCAACCAUCGAAGCUAUAUGACUACUUGCUAUUUGGACUGACGGACAAGUUGGUGGCUAACCAGCACAAGGAGAAACCCACUCCGCCGAAGCAGCCGAAGAAGGAGCUCAAGCACGAGGUGGCGAAUCUGCCGAUGACCGAGCCAAAGGCUGCUCAACCCGAAGCUGUGGCCACGGAACACGGUGCGCCACCCAUUGUGCGAACGCACUUUAUCACGCCGACCACCAAUGAUCUCAAAUGCUUGCGCUCCAGCGAGCUGACCCUGACGAGCAGCGGCGAGGGCGCGCGACCGAUAUACUAUUACUGGAUGUCCUGCUAUGUGGACACCAUUAAAGAUGUUUUGGCCCAGCUCUACGUCUUGAAUAUCGAAUCGUUGACCGAUGAGCCCUACUACCAUAGGUGGCGCAUCAGCAGCUCCCUGGACACUUGGACGGGACGCUCCUUCCAGCGUGGCUCUGGCCAGUCUUUCUUUGCCCAUCAACUGCAGCAGACGAUCGAGUUUAUGAAGACACGACCUGCAAAUCCCGCGUACGCAGUCAACCUGCGCGGCAUUCUGACGCUGCUGGCCAGUGAUGACUACAAGGAGAUACGGCUGGACGUGGAGCCACUGCCGGGCGACCUGCUUGGCCUGCAGCGGAACAGUCCACUGACCAAGCUGUUCAAGGCGUUCAAGAACCUGCUGGGCAACUAUAGCUUCAAGGAGAAGGCGAGUACAUGGAAGUAUUACGCCAAAUCCGACCAACGGGGGGCUCAAUAACAAGCACACAGACAUACAUAAACGAAUAUGUAAACCUCGAUGUACAAAAACUUUUAGAAUUGAAAGCCUGUAGCUAUGUAAGCCUUUAUGUACAAAAUCUAUUAGAACUGGAAGCCAAGUGGGCUUUCAAUUACAAAAGUUUUUGUACAUAAAGGUUUACAUCAUCUUUGCUGGACAUUGCUUUUGAACAGAAUUUCUUUAUAUUUUAAUCAGGCUUAGAAUAAAUUAAAUGUCUACAAAUCA